This is a messenger RNA of Scleropages formosus (Asian bonytongue), 1905 nucleotides long. RefSeq names its product membrane transport protein XK-like. Gene Ontology annotation, cellular component: membrane. The transcript is spliced from 3 exons. The record is from RefSeq and is a predicted model, not a curated record. Lineage: Eukaryota; Metazoa; Chordata; Actinopteri; Osteoglossiformes; Osteoglossidae. The coding region runs from base 141 to 1472 and encodes 443 amino acids.
GACGAGGUGCCCCGCGAAGUGGCCGCGCGCCCGCAGACUGAGCGCCUCUCCUCGCGCCGCUGUCAUGUGAAGCAGAAGCAGAAGCAGAAAUAGAAAGAGAAGCAGAAGCCUGCGCGCGUCCCCGUGGCUAUGACAGCAUCAUGAGACUCCCCUGCUCCAUCUUCGUGUCCGUGUCGCUGUUCACGGCCGAGACCACGGCAGCGCUGUACCUCAGCAGCACGUACCGCUCCGCGGGGGACCGCAUCUGGCAGGGGCUCACGCUCCUCUUCGCGCUCGUGCCCUCCGUGCUCGUGCAGCUCACGCUCACGUUCAUCCACCGCGACCUGAGCAGGGACAGACCGCUCGUGCUGCUGCUGCACAUCCUGCAGCUCGGACCCAUAGUCAGGUGCCUGGAGGCCUUCUGGAUCUAUGGCAGCAUAGGGAAGAUUGAGGAGCCGUACGUGAGCAUCACCAGAAGGAAACAGCUGCCCAAAAAUGGACGGACAGAAGAGGUGGAGAAGCAGGUGGGCCAGGCGGAGGGGAAGCUGUUCACCCACCGUGCCGCCUUCUCCCGUACCUCCGUCAUCCAGGCCUUCCUGGGCUCUGCCCCCCAGCUGACCCUGCAGCUCUACAUCUGCGUGCUGCAACAGUCCGUUUCCAUCGGAAGAGGCACAUUGAUGGUAAUCUCAUUGCUGUCAAUAGUGUACGGUGCCCUGCGCUGCAACAUCUUAGCAAUUAAAAUCAAGUAUGAUGAGUAUGAGGUGAAUGUGAAGCCUGUGGCCUACCUCUGCAUCUUUUUAUGGAGAAGCUUCGAGAUCGCUACCCGGGUGGUGGUCCUGGUCCUCUUUAGCUCUGUGCUCCAGAUCUGGAUUCUGCCUGUGGUUCUCAUCAACUUCUUCACCUUCUUCUCAUACCCCUGGAUCCUGUUCUGGUGGAGCAGGUCUCCCUUCCCUGAGAACAUUGAGAAGACUUUCACACGCGUAGGAACCACUAUGGUCUUGUGUCUGCUGACCUUCCUGUAUGCUGGCAUAAACAUGUUCUGCUGGUCCGCAGUGCAGCUGAAGCUUAGCGAUCCUGACCUGAUCAACAAGUCCCAGAACUGGUACCGUAUGGCUGUGUACUACAUGCUGCGCUUUGUGGAGAACGCCACACUCAUCCUCCUGUGGUACGUGUUCCAGACAGACUUCUACCAGUUCAUCUGCAGCCCCCUACUAGUCCUGCAGCUUCUCGUGGGCUACGCCAUCGGUAUCUUCUUCAUGCUGGUCUUUUACCAGUUUUGUCAUCCCUGCAAGAAGCUCUUCUCCUCCAGCAUCUCUCGUGGUCUGUGGGAGUGGUCAAACAUCCUCUACCUGUACUGCAGACCUGUGCCGGAAGCAGGCGCCGCCUUCAAGGUGGCUCUAAGUCCACCGGUACCCUCAGACCAAGACGCCACAAAUGACGCUGCUUGUGAUGUGAACGGCGGCCUUAAUCAGACCCUGUCGUGUAAUGCAUAAGUUCUGUUGACAUGUCACUUUUCCCAGAAAAUUCCUUCUAAGCUAUGCAGCCUGUACUCAAUAAUAAAGCGGUAUUGACUGCAAAUUUGUAAGCUAUUCUGUGGUCCAGUAUUGCACUCUGCAGAUUACAAACAGCCAAUACCUGAGGUGUGCAUGUGAGACUGUAUCCCCAGUCCACCUCAGCUAUGCAUCAUGUCCUCAGUUUUUAUUUUCAUAAAUGUUUUAUGAUGCAAAAUACUGUGCUUUGAAAGUACAUGCCUUAGGUUAUGAUUGCGUAACCCUUUGGAGGGUGUUAUUUCUUUUUGUAUUUUUAUGAAAAAAAUAUUCUGGUAGAAGAUCGAAAAGCCAUAUGUUAAGAACGGGCAAAUAUCCGAUGGGAAAAUCAGCAAGCAAAAAGGGCUGAAGGUUUAAUAGUGAUAUAUUUUAAUGUCUA